GUUUGUAAGAGUAAUUAAUGUAACCUAUAAUUCCGUCAGCAUUAAACCUUAGAGUAUUUCAACGUAUUAGUGGAUACUGAAAACAUAGUUUCUUGAAUUCAGCGGGAACAAUGAAUACAGAUACAAAAUUAUGUCAAGGCAAAGAUAUUUUCGAAAGAAUGAAUUAUCUGUAUCAGGUAAGCUACCUAAUGGCGUUAAAAAAUAGAGUUGCAGCAUCGUAUUACGGCAAUACAAUGCUAGGAUGUGCGAAGAAAUCCGUUUUACGAAUGGAAUCGGAUAUAAAAAAAACAAUUUGCAAGUGCUGUCAAUGUCCUCUUAUACCUGGUGAAACGGCAAAAGUACGGUUAGUGUCGAAACCAUUAAAGGGUGUGAAAUGGACAUGCUUGGCUUGUCUAAGUGUUAAGAAGUAUCCUACAAGAAGAGGCUAUAAAUUAUGGGCUGAACAGCAUAAUUCAAUAGUCCAAACUUUCAAUUAUGUAUCAAAAACGAAAGAUGGAGAUCGCAACUCGAAGGAAGACAGGCAUCUAGAUAAGGAUAAGGGCACAAGUACAGAACCAGAGCAGACAUCUGUGAUGUCCAUAAACUUUGAACCUACCGGACUGCGUCAUAAUGCAGAAGCAGGAAUAGCAUGUCGAGGUGGUCGAAGAAGACGACCAAACGAUGAUGGUAACAAUGGUGGAAAUAAUGGAGGUAGUGGAUCAAACAAUACUGAAUCAGGGACUGGAGGAACUGGACAAAGAUAAUCAGGUGUUGGGACAAAGAUGAUUAAGAAAAAAUAUAUUUAACAUAAUGAAAUAAAAUAAUUAAGAAAUUACAAAGAAUACUUUGUGUAAUUAUAUCUUUAUGCAAUAACAAAGCUGUUUUAUUUUUCCAUAUUUUAUUUCUGUGAAUGUCAGUAAUCCUUUUAAUAAUUAAUAUAUAAUUGUCUCAUCAGUUACACAGUAUAACGAAUUCGCACAAUAUCUAUAUUUCCAUACAUUACACACCUACAAUUGUUCUAAUAUUUCAUAAGUAUUUCUUGCAUAACAAAUUAGAAACGUAUUAAAACUAACGAAGAAUAACGAAUAAAAACAAAAAUAUAUGUACA
Molecule: messenger RNA, 1087 nt
Organism: Colletes gigas
Lineage: Eukaryota; Metazoa; Arthropoda; Insecta; Hymenoptera; Colletidae
Gene: Rpp21
Exons: 6
Coding region: 111-743 (210 amino acids)
Biological process (GO): tRNA processing
Cellular component (GO): nucleolar ribonuclease P complex
Source: RefSeq, a predicted model, not a curated record